Molecule: messenger RNA, 375 nt
Organism: Monascus purpureus
Lineage: Eukaryota; Fungi; Ascomycota; Eurotiomycetes; Eurotiales; Aspergillaceae
Source: the annotation of a GenBank genome assembly
AUGCAUCCUUUGAGGCGCAAACGGAUGGAUUCCCCGAGGACAGAGAGAUUCAUCGAAUUCGUGCAAUCGUCAAGUCAAAGCAGCCAUGGGGAGAAGGCAGCACAGCAAAUACGUGUGCAGGAAAGCGCCCAAAAGGUUGCCUGGCUAUUGAACAGCCCUAACGACCACCAGGAGUCUCCUGGUCGUCACCCCAACGUAUCGCAGGACCGGCAUGAAAUCUGUUUGGCCUUUGCCGAGUUUGAUGAGGGACAUCUGAAAUAUCUCAAUGGCAAGAUCAGCCCUAGCGAACCGCAAUCCUUUUGGCUAUCACGAUGUGUGCCAACGAAAACCAAAAAUUGGAGAAAGGAAAGCAUCGUGCAUGACGGUAUAUGGUGA